Molecule: messenger RNA, 1729 nt
Organism: Cornus florida
Lineage: Eukaryota; Viridiplantae; Streptophyta; Magnoliopsida; Cornales; Cornaceae
Exons: 5
Coding region: 87-1493 (468 amino acids)
Biological process (GO): rRNA base methylation
Molecular function (GO): rRNA (cytosine-N4-)-methyltransferase activity
Source: RefSeq, a predicted model, not a curated record
GUAUGAUCACAGUUGGAGAGACUGGCCGACAUAGGUCAAGCUUGUGAUUGAAAUUUGAUGUUUUCAUCUACAAAUAGCAUCCAUCAAUGGCCAUGGCGUCAACAGCGACAACGAUAGUCAGAAAGUUGUUACUGCUUCACCCCCCAUUCGCACCACCGCUGCCGCCUUCGGCGCGGAGCAAACUAGGUUUCCUCCUCCUCCGCCGCCGUCUCACCACCUCCUCCUCAAUCGAAGCCACCAGCAAUUUUUGCACUACCGCCACCACAAGUCAUACUAUUUCUACUCAUAAUGACAAAAGGAAGAAGAAGAAGAAGAAAGAGAAGCCAAAGAAGGAAAAUAUGCCAAAGAACAAUAUCAGAGCAGUUUCAGAAUCGCUGGUGAAGAGAAGGACUCGCUCGGGCAAGGAGUUCGAUGAAGAGACCGUUAUGCAAUUCGGAGACAUGGCCACUCACAUUCCGGUGAUGCUCGGGGAAGUCUUGGAGGUUUUCGCUUCUCCCUCUCUCCGAUCUUUCGUGGAUUGUACUCUCGGCGCUGCCGGACACUCCUCCGCUAUAAUACAGGCCCAUCCAGAAAUGCAACUAUAUAUUGGAAUGGAUAUAGAUCCCGUAGCACACGAGAAGGCUCGAGCUCGGAUUGACACUAUCUUGCAUGGAAAUUCUUGUAACUCAACUUAUGACUUGAAAGCACAUACUCUUUUAAAUAACUUUAGAGAUAUCAAGUCUGUGCUCCAUGAGGUUGAUGAGAAACUAUUGCACUCUGGAGUUGAUGGGAUCGUAUUGGACUUGGGAAUGUCAUCCAUGCAGGUGAACAAUGCUGAAAGAGGUUUCAGUGUGCUUAGUAAUGGACCUCUUGAUAUGCGGAUGAAUCCUCAGGCAAGUUUGAAAGCAGAAGACAUAUUAAAUUGUUGGCCAGAUGAUGAGGUAGGUCGAAUCCUGCGGGAUUAUGGGGAAGAAAGCAAUUGGCGAUUUCUUCAGAACAAGAUUGUCCAGGCCCGUCAAAAUGGUGGAUUGCAUUCUACUAGUGAACUAGUAGGCCUUAUUCGGAAUUCAACGUUUAGGAUAAAAGGAGGGAGGCAAGGUUGGAUAAAAACCGCAACACGAGUGUUUCAAGCGCUGAGGAUAGCUGUUAAUGAUGAACUUGAAACACUAAAAGAUUCCCUUUAUGCUUGUUUUGAUUGCCUUGCUCCUGGGGGUAGGCUUGCUGUCAUAUCUUUCCAUAGUUUGGAGGACAGGAUUGUGAAACAAACAUUUCUCAAUAUCGUUAAUGGCAACAAAGGCAAUGAAAAUGGAGAGGAAGGUGUAGAAGAGCCGCGCACAAGGGAUUUGACGAGAAUUGAUGAUGACAGUUCUCUAAAAGAAGCAUGGAUUAGACAGAUGAUACAUGGUUGCAAGGGAACCAUCCUUACAAAGAGACCUAUAACACCAUCUGAGGAGGAAGAGAAACUGAACCGACGGAGUAGGAGUGCUAAACUAAGGGUGAUUCAAAAGGUUUGAAGACGAAUAUUGCAUUUUAGAGUCACUGAUUUGUCAGGAGAAAACUCCUUUUUAUGUACCUCUGGUGGUUUUUGCAGUCACACACAGAAUAAUAGCUUGUUGAUUGUGGUUUUUUGUAUUUGGUUCAUCAUUAAUAUUGACUCUUGUUUUAUUUUUUCGUAUUUGAUUAAUCAUUAAACUGACUCCUUUGAUAAUCUUUGAUAAUAGAAGUUUCUGUCCACCUUUGCAAUCAUAUA